GCAAAAGAGCAGCAUGGCGGACGCGGGCAACAGCAAGGCGCGCGAGGUGAAGGUGGUGCUGCUGGGCGACACGGGCGUGGGCAAGUCCUCGCUCGUGCUGCGCUUCGUGACCAACAACUUCCGCCCGUACUCGGAGUCCACCAUCGGCGCCUCCUUCAUGUCCAAGAUGAUCGUGGUCAACGACACGCCCAUCAAGUAUCAGAUUUGGGAUACCGCCGGCCAGGAAAAGUACCACAGCUUGGCGCCCAUGUACUACCGAGGAGCUGCCGCCGCCAUCGUCGUGUACGAUAUCACUAGAAAGCAAUCUCUGACGACGCUGAAGAACUGGGUCAAGGAGCUGAAGCAACUGGGUCCGGACAACAUCGUGAUCGCCAUCGCCGGCAACAAGAGCGACCUGGAGGAGAAGCGCGAGGUGCCGGCGUCGCAGGCGCGCGCCUACGCCGAGGAGAUCGGCGCGCUGUUUAUCGAGACGAGCGCCAAGGAGGACACGAACGUGUCGGACCUGUUCAUCCAGAUCAGCCAGGCGCUGCCCACGGCCUCGGCCGAGAGCAACGCACUGCCCGAGAUCGUGGACCCGUACGGCGGUGGCAAGAAGAAGUCUGGUGGCUGCUGUUAA
Molecule: messenger RNA, 616 nt
Organism: Phytophthora sojae
Lineage: Eukaryota; Oomycota; Peronosporomycetes; Peronosporales; Peronosporaceae
Exons: 3
Coding region: 14-616 (200 amino acids)
Molecular function (GO): GTP binding; GTPase activity
Source: RefSeq, a predicted model, not a curated record